Molecule: messenger RNA, 797 nt
Organism: Austrofundulus limnaeus
Lineage: Eukaryota; Metazoa; Chordata; Actinopteri; Cyprinodontiformes; Rivulidae
Gene: cldc1
Product: C-type lectin domain containing 1
Source: RefSeq, a predicted model, not a curated record
CACACAAACUGCUCUAUAAAACAUCCAGAGAACACAGAUUGAGCACGUGUGAUCUUCUGCUCACUGACAGACACAAUGAAAGGUAACCUCAGCACCAUUCUUUGUGCCCUUAUGGGCCUUUUGGUUUCUGAAAUCUCCUGUCAGGCRCCCAAGAGCCCAGAAGAAGAAGUAAAGUUUCUGAAAGUACGACUCCAGCUGAUGAAGAAUCAUUACAAGCUCAUGUGUAACCAGUUCUCCAGUUUGGCACAGAACUGCUCAGCUCCAGCUAUCAGAUGCACAGAAUGCCCUGAUGGUUGGCUCCAGGUUGAGGAUCAGUGCUUUUUCCUGAGCACCAAAAAGCAGAACUUUUCUACCAGUGCUGAGAAAUGCAAAGAUAUUGGUGCCCAUCUUGCCAUUUUGACCACGAGAGAGCAGCAUGAGGCUGUGGAAAAAGAAGGCAGGAGGCUUGGAUGGUCCCAAACCUUCUACUGGAUUGGACUGAGCGACUCUGAGAAUGAAGGAGACUGGAAAUGGGUGGACAACUCGAUGCUCACAACUUCAUUCUGGAAUGUGCAAAAAUCAGAACCAGAUAACCACACCGAUGGUGGGCCGGAGGGAGAGGACUGUGCGGUGGUGGACAGCUUCACUCAGAGCUGGUACGAUGUUCCUUGUGGGUUCUUGUAUCCACGGAUCUGUCAGAAACCRGCCGUCCCGUUGAUCGAAGACUCUUAACACAUCACAUCAGAAACACAACUCAAGGAUAAAAGAUCUUCCCUUUAAUUGAAAUCUUCAUGGUACAUGUAUGACAUUUAUGUACA